AUGUCUACCUCCUCUCUCGGCGACGCUUUCCGCGCUAUUGACAUCGACGGGGAUGGGAAGAUCUCGCUCGAGGAGUUCCACGCAGCCAUGCAGCGGGGCGUCGUGACGACUGACCUGAUGUAUUCGGCGCCAGUAGCGGAUCCGCAGAUGACCAUGGAGCCGAUGGGUGCGCCCCAGCAGGCCGCGGCUGAGCCCGUGCAGACGUGCGCUCCGCACGGAAUCGCCACAGUGCGGACAGUGCGCCUGCUGCGCGAGACGGAGCCCGUCGCGGCUAGGGCGCCCACGGCGGCUCUGUUCGAGCCUGUGGAGGCGGCGGUCCCGCGUAUCGUCACCACCAUGGCCCCGGUGGAGCCAGUGCACGCGGCGCCACUGCCGCUCGAGGCAGCCCAGGCGCCCGCGGAGCCCGUCGGGGCUCCGGUGGAGCCCGUGGGGGCGGCGGUCCCCCGCAUCGUCACCACCAUGGGCCCGACCACUGUGGCGCCGGCCGUGUACGUGACCCCGCGCGCCCCGCAGCCAGCGGAAGCGGUCCAGGCGCCCGUGGAGCCCGUCGGGGCCCCGGUGGAGCCAGUGCACGCGGCGCCACUGCCGCUUGAGGCAGCCCAGGCGCCCGCGGAGCCCGUCGGGGCUCCGGUGGAGCCCGUGGGGGCGGCGGUCCCCCGCAUCGUCACCACCAUGGGCCCGACCACCGUGGCGCCGCCCGUGUACGUGACCCCGCGCGCCCCGCAGCCAGCGGAAGCGGUCCAGGCGCCCGUGGAGCCCGUCGGGGCUCCCGUGGAGCCAGUUCACGCCGCGCCACUGCCGCUCGAGGCAGCCCAGGCGCCCGCGGAGCCCGUCGGGGCUCCAGUGGAGCUCGUAGAGGCGGCGGUCCCCCGCAUCGUCACCACCAUGGGCCCGACCACUGUGGCGCCGCCCGUGUACGUGACCCCGCGCGCCCCGCAGCCAGCGGAAGCGGUCCAGGCGCCCGUGGAGCCCGUCGGGGCCCCGGUGGAGCCAGUGCAUGCGGCGCCACUGCCGCUUGAGGCAGCCCAGGCGCCCGCGGAGCCCGUCGGGGCUCCGGUGGAGCCCGUGGGGGCGGUGCCCCAGGUCGAGGUGCGGGAGAUCAUCAAGGAGGUUCCAGUCGUCACGAUGCGCACCGUGGAGAGGAUCGAGGAGGUGCCCCAAAUCCAGGUCCAGGAGGUGAUACGGGAGGUGCCCACGGUGCAGGAGGUAGAGGUGAUCAAACAAGUGGUUGUCCCACACAUUCAGGAGGUCAUCAAGGUGGUCCAUGUGCCGCAUGUCCAGACCAUCGAGAAGAUUGUCGAGGUUCCGCACAUCCGGCGCACCACGCGGGAAGUGGAGGUGCCGCAGAUCGAGAUUCGCGAGGUCAUCAAGCAGGUGUUCAAAGAGGAGGUGCGCGAGGUUGUCAGGGAGGUCCCCAAGGUUGAGGUGCAGACCGUCGAGAAGAUCGUGGAGGUCCCGCAAGUCCAAUACCAAGAGAAGAUCGUCGAGGUCGUGGAGGAGCGGGUGGAGGAGGUGAUCAAGCAGGUGCCGACGACCGUCGUGCAGGAAGUCGUGCGCGAGGUGCCGCGCAUCCACGUGCAGAAGGUGGAGAAGAUCGUGCACGGCGCGCCUCAAGUGCAGACCGUGGAGCGACUCGUCGAGGUCCCUCAAGUCAGGGCCGUGGUCCUGCCGGCCUCGGGGCUGGCUUCCGAGCCUCUGUGGGCGCGCUCCGCGACGGUCGGCAUCUAG
Prorocentrum cordatum is the source of this 1728-nucleotide messenger RNA. The record is from the annotation of a GenBank genome assembly. Lineage: Eukaryota; Dinophyceae; Prorocentrales; Prorocentraceae.